AUGGCCUCGACAGAACGCGUCGCGCGGAGUGGGAGCAUCGAGAAGAACGCGGCGGAGUCGGUGGAGGAGGAUGUGUCGGUGAAGCCUGUCAUCGCGUACGGUGGAGAAGAGACCCUCCCGCCCCCGCCGGAGCUCAACGCCGAGCAGCAGAAAGCGCUGUACCGCAAGAUCGAUUUGCGGCUCAUGCCCAUCCUUACGCUCAUGUAUCUCUGCUCGUUCCUGGACCGGGGUAACAUUGGAAACGCGAAGCUGCAGGGUCUUACGACGCAGCUCAACUUGACGGGGAACAAGUACAACAUCGCACUGACGAUGUACUUCGUCCCAUAUUGCCUGUUUGAAUGCCCAGCGAACCUGGUCUUGAAGAAGUUCCGACCAUCAAGGUGGCUUCCCGGAAUUACGCUCGCUUGGGGAGUUAUCAUGACGCUGAUGGGUCUCGUCAAGACCUACCCUCAGCUUGUAGGAGUACGAAUCCUGCUCGGAAUCGCAGAGGCCGGUCUCUUCCCCGGAGUUGUUUAUUACCUUACCCUGUGGUACCCGCGGCACAUGAUUCAAUUCCGUAUCGGGAUCUUCUUCGGCGGUGCAACGCUCGCAGGGGCGUUCUCGGGGCUCCUCGCAUUCGGCAUUUCGUUCAUGGCUGGGACCGCGGGCUUGCUGGGGUGGUCGUGGAUCUUCAUUAUUGAGGGUCUGCUGACAGUCGUGGUCGGGGCUAUCUCGUUCUUCAUUCUUGUCGACUUCCCGCACACUGCCGCGUUCCUCACCCCGGAAGAGCGCGCGUACGUGAUUCACCGCAAAAAGUACGACAACUCGUCUGUCGGCGAGGAAGAGCACUUCGAAAUACGCCACAUUUGGGAGACGAUCACCGACUGGCAGGUGUACAUGCACAUCCUGAUCUACAUGUCGAUCAUCGCACCUCUGUACGGUAUCUCGCUGUUCUUGCCCUUCGGCUUCACCACUGCCAUCUCGCAGCUCCUCACCGUACCGCCCUACGUCUUUGCGACUAUCACCUUGCUCGUGUGGGCCGUCUGGUCCGACCGCAUCAAGACACGGUACCCGUUCGUGCUCGCCGGCCUCACGUUCUGCCUCGUCGGCUUCGUGAUCAACAUCUGCGACGUGCCGAUCGGCGCGAAGUACUUCGGCACCUUCCUCAUCGUUGCGGGCUCAUACGCCGGCUUCCCCGGUGUCGUCGCGUGGCUGGGAAACAAUCUCGCAGGGCACUACAAGCGCGGCGUGGGCAUGGCGCUGCACAUCGGCAUCGGGAACUUUGGGGGCGCGAUCGCGAGCAACAUCUACCGCACCCAGGACGCUCCGCGCUACAUCCUCGGACACGGUAUUGAGCUCAUGUUCGUCGGGAUUGGGUUCAUCGCUGUGCCGAUCACGGUGCUCGCGUACAAGCGCAUUAAUGCGCGUCGCGAGGCGUUGGUGCGCGACGCGACCGAGAAGGGCAUUACGCGCUACACCCCGGAAGAACUAAGGCGCAUGGGCGACCGUGCGCCUGACUUCCGGUACACGCUCUGA
Trametes versicolor FP-101664 SS1 is the source of this 1515-nucleotide messenger RNA. Its product is annotated as MFS general substrate transporter. Gene Ontology annotation, biological process: transmembrane transport. NCBI's taxonomy places the organism in Eukaryota, Fungi, Basidiomycota, Agaricomycetes, Polyporales, Polyporaceae. The record is from RefSeq and is a predicted model, not a curated record. The transcript is spliced from 17 exons. Bases 1 to 1515 code for a protein of 504 amino acids. Gene Ontology annotation, cellular component: membrane. Gene Ontology annotation, molecular function: transmembrane transporter activity.